UUUCGUUUAUCAAUUGUUUAGCUGUUAAUUUGUGAUCAUGGCUCAAGGUAAAAUGAAGGUUAAAACUGUUAUUCCAAAAGGAGUUAAAGUAAAAAAGGUUGUUAGUAAAAGUGAAAAGAAAAUGCAUACAACAAGAAAAGGUGCUCCAGUUAAACCGAAACUUAACUCACAUGGUAAAAAGCUUUACAAUCAAGUGGAAAAAGCAAUUAGGAAAAAUCUUGAAGAUGAAAUGAGAUCCAAAGCUGGAGAUAAAGUUACUGAUGAUAAAUAGGUUACAAUCUAAUCUUCUAAUUAACUUAACUGACCAAAGUUAUUGACUGAAUUUCAUUCGGAAAAUUAAACUAAAUCAAUUAAUUUAAAUUAAAACAAAAAAGACUCAAAAUUUAAACGGUUGUGGUAAAUUCAAAAGCGGUUGUCAUGGUAACCAUAACAUUUUCCCAACAAACGGUUGAACCAUUUUGAAUGUUCACUUGAAGGUGUUUGGUUCAUUUUUAAUUCUAUUUUUACUAAUUAGUAUUUUUUCUAAUCCAAUUUACAUUAUGUUAUUCUCUAUGUUCAAUCAACUAUUUUGUUGAUCAUCUUUAUUCCACCGGAAGAUCUGUAAUAUUCAAAUGUUUGUGACUCAGUUAACUGAUACAUAUUGUUAAUUGAUCAUUUCGAUUCUCCUAUUUUGAUCAUUCAUCUUGAGUGUUUCUAUUAUUUAAAUUUGGUUUAUUUUUGUUUAAUUUAAAAAUAACAUUAUGGACGAGGAGAGUUAUUAUCGUUUUAGUAUCCCUGCUAUGGAGCUUGAAGGUAAUAGUGAAUAUGUUGGUGUAGAUGAUGAGGAAGAAUCUCUAUCCCAAUCAAUAUCUCUUCCCUCAUUGACUGUAUCCCUUCAAGAGCAAUUGGUUAAUCCUGAGAUUGUUUCAUCUUCAACAAAGAAUCAAGUAAUGUCCAUGAAAGAGAUUGACGAGAAAUUAAAUGCCCUAAGAAGGGAAAAUUUUGACCUUAAAUUGCGAUUAUAUUGUUCAAGUCAGAAUAAAGGUUUCCCUCGUUUCGGUGAUAAAUAUUUCAACUCAUGUUCAACUCAAGUGGAUGGUGAUUGUAAAUCAAUUAAAUCACUAAUCAGAUUAUCUCAAGGAUCACAAACCAUGGUUAAAUUAACAGCUGAUGUUGCAGUUCAAACAAAUCCAAUUGAAAGUGAAGACAAAAUUAUCUCAACCGAUCCUUUAAUUGUCUCAUCAGUGUCAAUGCAAACAGAAUUACAAUCAUCAUCAGAUGCUAGUGUUUCCUGUACUGAUUUAAUGACCAAUUCUAACUCUGAUCAUCUCAAUCAGUUCAAAAGUAUUCAAUUAAGAUUGAAUGAGCAAUUAAAUCAAAAAACAAACCAUUCCCCUCGACCACAACAACAACAACAAUUACAACCCAAGCCAAUUGUAACAACAACAACAACCUUAUCAGAAUCUCAUUCCAGUCGUGAUUUAAUCAAUGGACCUUCAUCAAUACCAAGAAUCAAGAGUUCGGUUAAUUUACCAAUUGGUGGUAACUCAGAUUGUGAUUUUAGUUUAAUCAUAAACCAAUCGCCAUCAAUACUCAAAGAGUUAUCAUUUAAUUCUGAUAAAACAAUCACUCCAACCACCAAAUCCAAACAAUUAGUGAAUGAUUUUGGUAUCUCCGAGUGUGAAUAUCUCGCUGGUGAGAUUAACUCGAGAAUCUCAAUGUUAUCUAAUUUAGCGAGUUUAAGUAAAUCAAAAAAUCGUAUUAGUAUAAUUCACUCACAACGGAAUCGAUUAACUAAUUGUGAUGAAAGUGAUUCCAUCUCAAUUAAUCAUGACCCACUUGAAAAAAAUCCCAAACAAUUUGACAAUCGAUCGACUGGUAAAAUCUAUGAUAUUAUUAACCGACAAAUUAGUGGACCAAUUAGUAGUGAUAAGAAACGCGAUCCAAUGGUGAAACUUAAUUGUCACGAGAACAAUGUUGAUAUUAAUCAGAAUUUAAUCACUUACAAGCCAACAAGUAAACGAUUAACUCGAAUGUUUGAUGAUUCGGAAAAUCAUCAUUUCGCUAGUCCCGAUUUAGGAAUCGGUGAUUCUGAUCAAGAUCUUAAUAGUGAUUUAAAAGCUUACAUUCCUCUUGGAUAUUAUCAAUUACUCCGAUGUAAUUUACAUCAAUUAUCAUCUCAUCUUAAUUAUCUUGACAAUUUAUAUCGUGAUUGUUUCCUCCUUCAAUCAAUCAGUUUAUCUGAAUACUCAUCGGAAAUGAAACCAAGUUUAACUCAUUUAAAUCAGACAAUCAACUCAUCCAGAAAUAUUUGUAAAAAUUUUACAAUUGAAGAUGAAAACUCAAUUGCACUUCGAUUGGAAAAAAUUAAAGCUAAAAAGGAAUCAAUGGAAAAAGCAAUCACCCGACAAUUAAGGAAAACGGAUAAAUUGUUACGAAAAGCGAAAGCCAAUUUAAGACCAAAUUAAGAGACAAAAUGAUCAUCAAUUAAACAAUAUAUUCCAAUCUGAGAACCAAAGAAACUCAUCAUCAAUUCCAACACUCAACUACUAUUCCGAAUACCAAAUGAUGAAAAACUGAAAUACUUAAUUGUAAUUAUUAAUAAUCACCUAACAAUUUAAUUCUCAAUCAUUUUUUUUUCCAAUACAAUUAAUACAAGACUACGAUUUCCAAUCAUUUCCAAGCAUA
Molecule: messenger RNA, 2667 nt
Organism: Panonychus citri (citrus red mite)
Lineage: Eukaryota; Metazoa; Arthropoda; Arachnida; Trombidiformes; Tetranychidae
Exons: 2
Coding region: 741-2447 (568 amino acids)
Source: RefSeq, a predicted model, not a curated record